CCACACACAUGUUGUUGGAGUCUAGGUCCACCGGAAAGUUGAAACUGUACUACUAUUUCUGUAUCACGCCGCGGUCCUUGCCGAUUUUUACGUUUUACGAUCCCGGGCCAUGUCGGUCAAACUUUCACUGGAGCGUAUUCGCCUCCUUGCAGCACACCUUCCUCCAUAUUCACGUCCCACUGUCCAUGUCGCUGGCACAAAUGGCAAAGGAAGCGUCACCUGCAUAUUAUCAUCCAUUUUCCUUGCGUCGGGUCUUACUGUUGGUCGAUUCAACAGCCCUCAUCUAGUAUCCGUCCAAGACUCCAUUUUGAUCAAUGAUCAGAGUGUAUCACUAAAGGAAUACAGUAUUUCACGUGCAGCUGUUGAGAGCGCGGACCAAGCCCAUGGCACAGAAGUUAGCAGUUUCGAAAUGCUGACGCUCGUUGCACUGCAGGUCUUCGAGAAGCUUAGAGUGGAUAUUGUGGUCAUUGAAGUGGGCAUGGGUGGUCGCCUGGACGCAACCAAUUACAUACCAGAUGAAUCUAUACUCCUCUCUGCUCUCACGACAGUCGACCUUGAUCAUCAAUCAUUCCUCGGAAAUACCGUAGAACUCAUUGCAAAGGAGAAGGCAAGCAUUGCGAGGAAGAACAAGCCUUUUGUCCUAGGCAUUCAGAAAUACGCUGCUGUCGAGAAUGUUGUGCGAUCUGUCGUUGAACAGACCGGCGCUCACUUCAUAGCAACUCACCCUGCGCAGCGACGAGCGUGGGACGAUACCAUAGAUGGUCCAUUGCCGCCUACAUUCUCGCUGGAUGCGGAAUCAUUCAGGCCUCCGCCUGCUCAACCUAUUAUAUUCACCAGUUCAGCUUUCCCGAACAGCUUACCCGCACUUCUAUAUUUGAAUGGAAGCCAUCAAGUGGAGAACUUGAGUCUCGUAUUGACUGUCAUAUCCACACUUAUGACGCACCCAUCGUGUGCAUCGAGGAUGCCAAGCGGUUUUAGCGAGCGCGUCUUGGAAAACAUAAAGACAGGCAUUAAAAAAGCGACUUGGCGAGGUCGCCUGUCAUUCCAUCAUCUCACAGCUUCCUCAUCUAAUCCCCGCGCGAUCACUGUCCUUGUCGAUGGUGCACACAAUCAUGCGUCAUCAGAAACCCUCGCUUCAUAUGUCUCCAACCUCGUUACAAUGUUGGACGGAAAUCCAAAAGCGCGGAUAUUACGAUUGACUUAUAUCCUCGGCCUAUCCCAUUCUCCCCCCAAAACGCCGAAGGAUACCCUAUCUCCGCUCUUCGCCUCUCGAAGUAGCAAACAGCUUUCAAUACGAACGAAAGUUGCCGCAGUACGAUUCACCUCGCCGGAAGGCAUGCCUUGGGUGAAAUCUGUACCGCCGUCUGAGAUCGCCGCUGUCGUGCGUGAGUCUGUAUCCGGUGUAGGGUUGUGGGUUGCGUCCGACGAAGGCAAGAUUCAGGGACAACUUGAGAGUGCAUUGAAAUGGGCGACCGCGGAAGGAACAGAAGGAGAAGAUGGGGUACAAGAGCUAGUGAUUGUCGCGGGGAGUCUAUACCUCGUGGCGGAUUUCUAUCGUCUUCUUGCGAUGCAAGAGGUGAACCCCAGUUGACAAGGGGGAACUGGUCGGACCGAAAUUGGUACAAUUGUUUCGAAUAUUGUUGUUUUUCUGGUCCAAUGAUUGGUGGCGUACUCAGAAAGCUUGUCAUAAUUGGGGUUGUGGCACUACGCGGGGUCUUUUGUUGUUAGGGACGGGUGAAGUUUUGAAGGAUUCGAUUAUUGCUAGUGACGUGUAUAACAAGCCUCGAACAGCCUAUGUAGGAGUACUUGCAGUCGGUGUGGAAUGUACAACCCAUGUGCUUGCUGAUAUCAGCGUAUAAGACAGGUUACGGCUGCCUCUUCUUACCCUCUUCUACCUCGUGGAGCUGUU
Messenger RNA from Suillus subalutaceus, 1909 nucleotides. Its product is annotated as Mur ligase. The transcript is spliced from 2 exons. Gene Ontology annotation, cellular component: cytoplasm; cytosol; mitochondrion. Lineage: Eukaryota; Fungi; Basidiomycota; Agaricomycetes; Boletales; Suillaceae. The record is from RefSeq and is a predicted model, not a curated record. Gene Ontology annotation, biological process: folic acid-containing compound biosynthetic process. Gene Ontology annotation, molecular function: dihydrofolate synthase activity; ATP binding; tetrahydrofolylpolyglutamate synthase activity. The coding region runs from base 110 to 1591 and encodes 493 amino acids.